Molecule: messenger RNA, 1485 nt
Organism: Prunus avium (sweet cherry)
Lineage: Eukaryota; Viridiplantae; Streptophyta; Magnoliopsida; Rosales; Rosaceae
Source: RefSeq, a predicted model, not a curated record
CUUGCAGCCAUCAUGAAAGACUUGGUGUUCGUUGACCUGUAAUGAGAAUCAGCUCUGUUCUCCAAUGAGCAGGGCCCAUGGUAUUAAUUGUUUAGAUCAUGAAACAAUUAGCAGAAGAAGAAAAGUCUUAGCCAAGUCAACCCUUGAUCCCUAUCAAUAUUCACUCCACUUGGAUCCACCAAGAAAGACUUGAUGCUCAUCACCUAGAAACUUUCAAUUGUGAUUGGGUCGAGCUUGGAAGUGAAGGUAUGGAGAUGGAAAGCAACCUUAUCAUGAAGAAUCAGAAGCUUGAAGCCUUGGGUAUUCUCAGAAAAGCUCUUAUAAUCUCUGCAAGAAACACCAACUUCUUUAUCUUCACCAUUCUCACCUCCCUUCCUCUGUUCUGUUUCUUGGUUUACUAUGAAUCUUCUCUCCAAAAAUCCCUGGUUGAUAUCUCAAAAAUUCGAAAUCCACUCUACAGCAAUGUCCAUGGUUACAGGGCUUACUUCAACUUGAGUUGGUCAAUACCAUUAGACAUAGCCACAAAAUUGAACAAAGAGUUUCCUUAUCAGUUGACUCAUCUUGGUCUUUUCUAUCUGGUGCCUCUCCAUCUCCUAAAUCUCAGCAUUGUGAUUGUGAUUGUCCAUUUGGCAUCAAAGAUAUACGCGGAAGAGAUACCGACGACGAUGACUUUCAAAGAGAUGGUACAUAGACCCUUUGGCAAAACAAGACUGAAGGGCAUAUUUGUUACAUAUGUCUAUUUUCUUUUCUUGUCAACUUGUAUUCUUCUAGGAUUGGCAUGGUUAGGAAUAAUAUACUAUGCUGUCUUCAGGGACUUCAGCUUCAUGGAUGAUCAUGCUUCCUAUGCUGUUCUUUGUCCAUCUUUUGUAGCACUGCUAGUAAUGUAUUUGGCAUGGAGUUCUGUAUGGAAUGUGAGUGUUGUGAUUUCAAUACUGGAGGGGACACGUGGAAUCAAGGCAUUUGGUCAAGCAAUAUAUCUCACCAAUGGUUGUGAGUGGAGAGGGUUUAUUUUGAUGCUUAUUUUCUGUGCUUGGGAAGUAGGUUUAAGGUUGCCAUGCCUCUACAUUGGCGGCUAUGAAAGAGGGAAUUAUAUUGGUCUUGUUGCACAGGUUAGCUUGUUCUGCUUUGGGAAUGUGCUGAAGUGGAUUGCCUGCAUGAUAUAUUUCUACGAUUGCAAGAACCGGUCUUUAGAGAAGAAAUGGAUUAUGAAGGGUAAGAAGAGAGUUGAAAGCUGUGGAUGAAUAAGCACUUCAGGCAAGUAGAUGGAUGAGAUCUUGUUGAAAAGAAGCUCCAGAUGAGCACUAAUAGGAACUGCAACUAAGUUUGAUUUGGAUCAUUCUGCAUUAUGUUGAUUUAAGUCUUUUAGCUCAAUUUGCAAAGUUCUUUAGCUUUUCUUUUGAUUAAUCAUGUCUCACUUUACUUGGCAAUGUUUCAAACAUGUUUAGUGUAAUCGUGAACAUUAAUUAUAUCUGCUAUUUUCUUGCA